This is a messenger RNA of Bathycoccus prasinos, 1038 nucleotides long. RefSeq lists its product with no specific name. Lineage: Eukaryota; Viridiplantae; Chlorophyta; Mamiellophyceae; Mamiellales; Bathycoccaceae. The record is from RefSeq and is a predicted model, not a curated record. The coding region runs from base 1 to 1038 and encodes 345 amino acids. Gene Ontology annotation, molecular function: pyridoxal phosphate binding; catalytic activity; molybdenum ion binding. The transcript has a single exon.
AUGUCAUCUCCGUCGUCUAUUCUCGGAACCGUGUCUCACAUUUACACAUACCCACUGAAAGGAGCAAAUGGACAAAAGCUCGCGCGAACAUCCCUCACGCCUUUUGCGUCAAUCCCUAACGACCGCUGCUUGGCACUUUUGCGAGCGGAAACGAUUCGAGCGAACAAAUGGAUGGAAGAGAAAUCGACGAAAGAGAACGCAGAUAUCGUUUUGCAAACCGGUGAGGGGAAAGAUCCGCAACAUCAUUCGAAUAAGCAUCUGUUUCACCAACUGAUAACCGAUCCUCAACUAGGGAAAUACGAAUGCGUUCUUACGGAAGAGGAUUUUAGCAACACCGAAAGGAAAAAAAAUAAUAACGAAGAUGGAAAUAUUAACACGAGUCGACGACGACAGUUAUCGAUCAUCGAAGCGAAGACGAAGACAGUAGUUGCACGAUGUUUAAAUUUGGACGACGAGAAGGAGAGAUUGGUCAUCGAAACGUUUUUCGCGGAACGUUUAGAAACUGCAAAUACGCAAAACGGAAUACCGAAACUCGUCUUCGCGGACGGUAUUAGCUUUGCAAAUGUGGGCGGAAAAGUUAAGGAACACGUUCUACACAUAAUCACAAAGUCAACGGCCAGAGAAGUGUACGAGAGCAUCAAAGUGAGUAGCGAUAGCAGUAAUAGCGAUAGUAGUCUAGAAGAGUUUAUGAUGCGGUUCAGGGCGAAUAUAAUUGUCGAUGAUACAACUUCUGGGGGUGACCCGUGGAAAGAAUUCGAUUGGUGUGGAAAGAAAGUACGAAUUGGCGACGUAGUCCUGAAUAUAAACGAGCCUACUAUCAGAUGUCCUUCUACCAGAGUAGUUGCGAAUAAUCGCGGAGAAGUUGACGAAGUCAUACAACCGGAUGUACAAAUUAGAACUCAUUUUCCGGACGUCGAAGGGUCCAUUUUUGGGCGCGAGAAAAUUAAAUUGAGUGACAAAGGCAGUUAUUUCGGACUAUAUGCGAGUUGUAUAAAAGGUGGAUCGAUUCGAAUAGGCGACGCACUCACUUUUGUAUGA